UCUCAAAGCUUGUGCUAGCAACAGCGCUUACCAAGUAGAGAGAAAAAAUAUUCCAUAAACAUCCCAGUUCUAGUGAAAUGGGUUCCCUAACACUGCCUAAUAAGCUCCCUACCAUCAAUUUCUCCAUUGAAGACUUGAAGCCUGGCUCAGCUUCUUGGCUGUCCACCGCCAAACAAGUCCGGUUUGCGCUUGAAGAAUACGGCUCUUUCGUGGCACAAUAUGAGCAAAUUUCUGGGGAACUUUUAAACAACAUGUUUGGCCAAGCCAAAGAUUUAUUUGAGGUUCCCAAAGAAAACAAAGUCAAGAACGUUGGUGAAGAACCCUAUCGUGGGCAUAUGGGUCCAAACCCCGGCCUGCCACUCUAUGAAAGCUUGUGCAUCGAUAAUGUGACAUCCCCACAAGAAACCCAAAAGUUCAAAAAUCUCAUGUGGCCCGAAGGAAAGAGCAACUUCUGUGAAACCACAGAUUCAUUUGGUCAGUUAUUGGCAAAUUUGGAACGCACAGUUGAGCAACUGCUAUUCGAAAGCUAUGGGAUUGGAAAGCAGUACGAGUCGGUUGGUAGUUCCAACGGUCACCUUGUUAGAUUCAUCAAAUAUACAGUACCAGAGGACAAGGAUGCCACCGUAAGGUUUCCGAGCCACACAGACAUAAACUUCACCACCAUUGUUGUUCAGCAUGAUAUCCCUGGCUUGGAGGUCAAAACCAAGGAAGGCGAUUGGAUUAAUGUUGAGUGCGCACCCUCACAAUUCGUAUUCAUGGCGGGUGAUGGAUUGCAGGUGUGGAGCAAUGACAGAGUAAAAGCUUGCCACCAUCGAGUGAAGCAUUGUGGAAACAAGACAAGAUAUUCAAUUGGACUGUUUACAUUCAACAAUGGGAUUUUCCAAGUGCCUGAAGAAUUAGUGGACGGAAGCCACCCACUGCUCUAUAAUGCAUUUGAUAGCCGUGCCUUUAUUCGAAAAUAUGCUACUACUCCAGAGUUGAAGAAGGAACCCUCUCCUAUCAAGGCCUUUGCCGGUGUCAAAUCUUAAUUUGGAUAAUUAUGGUUAUUGAUUUUAUUUUUAUUUUUUUAAGAGCAAGCUAUAUAUUUCAUUCAACUCAACAGCAAAACAACAAUGUUGGCAAGUACAAAUUUGGCCUAGGACCUUCGCGGUCCAUUAUGAAUGUAUUUUUUUAAUGUGAAAUUAUAAAUGUAUUUUUGGUUUGCAAGGAACCUGUCUUAUUUGUAUUGAUAGGUAAUUUUUGUGGGAUUCCAUGCAAAUAAUAUAUGUAUUUAAUACAAAAAAAAUUUAACUAUGUUCUUC
This is a messenger RNA of Prunus persica (peach), 1301 nucleotides long. RefSeq names its product probable inactive 2-oxoglutarate-dependent dioxygenase AOP2. The transcript is spliced from 3 exons. NCBI's taxonomy places the organism in Eukaryota, Viridiplantae, Streptophyta, Magnoliopsida, Rosales, Rosaceae. The coding region runs from base 78 to 1028 and encodes 316 amino acids. The record is from RefSeq and is a predicted model, not a curated record. Gene Ontology annotation, molecular function: dioxygenase activity.